Molecule: messenger RNA, 1169 nt
Organism: Mytilinidion resinicola
Lineage: Eukaryota; Fungi; Ascomycota; Dothideomycetes; Mytilinidiales; Mytilinidiaceae
Exons: 1
Coding region: 483-1169 (228 amino acids)
Source: RefSeq, a predicted model, not a curated record
CACUUCCUCCUCAUCUCGACUCAUUCAUGACUUUCAACAUGACAACCCAAAACAAACUCAAGAGCACGCUCGACCACUUUCGAGAUUCAUUGGCAGACGUAUUGCCCAUAUUUCUAUUCCGCAUCACGGCGCCGAAGGCAUAUCGGAAACAACAGGCUGCAGCCAUCCAUAAUGCCACCGAGGCCCGGGCCCAUCAACUACCCACCGAGAUUCUGCUCUUGAUAGGCGAUCAUCUUGCUCCAGCUUCCACCAUUCUAGUCCGACAAACGUGUCAGAGGAUGCGAUAUACGAUUUCGCUGAGUUCGGGCUUCUUUCCGCUCAACAAAUUCGACUAGGAAAACUCGUUCAUCGAAAAAGAUCAUUACUCUGGGCGAUUUAUUUGGUGCAGCGCAUGUAGCACCCGACACUUACCAACCCUUUUCUCUGCCCAGCAGAAGGCUUUAAGUCGUCUUGUGCAUCGUUGCAUCGGGACCGAGCAAAGAAUGAGGCUUUGCGCGCAUCACAGCUUCACGUACGACGAAAUCAAAGCAAUUGCCGGCGGUUGGGGCGCUUUCCACUGCGACCAUGAAAGCCAUUGCGGCGAACGAUGGCCCUUAAGUUUUCGACCAAGGCUUACAAAUUUCUUUGGCGACACGCUGGUUAGUUGCUGGUUCUCGAUCUUGUGCGUAGUGAAAGGUAUUCCAAUCUCCAUGCCAGCACUGGAGGCGGCGCUGGCCGCCUCUGAGGAACCCCUAUGCCCACACUUGCGGCGGAAUAGUCCUGGAAUCCUACGACUCGCCCAGGAAGUGGCCCGGGACAGAGAAAAGCUGAGGUUGACAUGGCACCGGAUAGAAGAAGCUCUUUGUUCGCACGGAAGCUCAUUGAUCGCGUCCGAGGAGUGCAAGGCAUGGCACCGUCGGAGAGAUGAGAAGGAUUUUGACGUUGAACAGGGCGCAUGGAUUUCGGAUUCCUGGUCCACGAACUGCCGCGAUUUAACACUUCUGCGAGUAAAUUAUGGGGAAGUAUUCGCCUAUGAACGCGGCUGCGGCUGUCGCAUCUAUGUGUACAUGCGCCGUCUGCCGGGAGAGAGCAGGGAGGAAAUGAUUUUAGGGACAAGAAGGAGCUGGCUAGAAAGAAGGACUUGGCUUGAUGCGUCCCGACUAGAUGCGUCCCCGACCGACAAGAAAUGA